UUGUCUCGUGUAUUCAACUUAUCAUUGGUGAUUUUGGGAACAUGGGGCUGAGGUCGCUUUCUUAAAAACAUAUUUACGUAUCUGUGCGUCAAACCGGAGACUUUAAACCUGAGCUAAAUAGUUAGCUGCUAACAUUAGCCUCAGAGAUGAUCCGGUUCUUGUUGAUGGUGAAUCGUCAGGGCCAGACUCGACUUUCUCGAUAUUACACUGAUGUGGAACUAAAACUAAGACAAAACCUGGAGACUGAGGUGGUCCAACGCUGUCUGUCCAGAAGUAAAGAACAGUGCUCUUUUGUGGAGUACCAGGAUUAUAAGCUGGUGUAUCGACAGUAUGCGGCCCUAUACAUUGUGGUGGGAGUCACAGAUGACGAGAACGAAUUGUCAAUUUUUGAGAUGAUUCAUAAUUUUGUAGAAAUUCUCGACAAAUACUUCAGUCGUGUGAGUGAACUGGAUAUCAUGUUUAACUUGGAUCGUGUUCACAUUAUUUUGGACGAAAUGAUUCAAAAUGGACACAUUGUGGAGACCAACAAAAGCAGGAUUCUGGCUCCAAUCACAGCCAUCGACAAAAUCUGUGAUGGGUAGAACUCCUCAGCUACAGAGAACUGAACCAGGACUAGACCAGGUCUGAAACGGGUCUGAGCUCCCAUCACUGAUAGAACUUGAACUGGAGUAAACUCUCUGGACUGAACUGUGAUGGCAGAGUGGUUGAGAAUGUAGUCCUCUGCUCCUGACAGGUUUAAUCCAGAGACACUGAAGGAUGGGUCAAAUGCAGGU
Periophthalmus magnuspinnatus is the source of this 773-nucleotide messenger RNA. It is a transcript of the gene ap4s1, whose product is annotated as adaptor related protein complex 4 subunit sigma 1. Gene Ontology annotation, cellular component: intracellular membrane-bounded organelle. NCBI's taxonomy places the organism in Eukaryota, Metazoa, Chordata, Actinopteri, Gobiiformes, Gobiidae. The transcript is spliced from 6 exons. Gene Ontology annotation, biological process: vesicle-mediated transport; protein transport. The record is from RefSeq and is a predicted model, not a curated record. The coding region runs from base 147 to 581 and encodes 144 amino acids.